AUGGAUGCAGAGGAGCAAAUCACAAAUGUUUUUUGGGCGGAUGCAAAGAUGGUAAUUGAUUAUGGGUUUUUUGGUGAAGUUGUAUCACUAGACACUACAUAUUGCACCAAUCGAGCUAAUAGACCUCUAGCAUUGUUUUCUGGUUUUAACCAUUAUAGAGGUGUUGUUAUCUUUGGAGCAGCCUUAUUGUAUGAUGAAACAGCUGAAUCAUUUCAAUGGUUGUUCGAGACAUUCUUGGAAGCACACAACAACAAAAAAUCUCAAACUCUUUUUACAGAUCAAGACCAAGCAAUGGCAAAGGCACUUGUCCAAGUAAUGCCUGAGACACGUCAUGCUUUAUGCACGUGGCACUUAAUGCAAAAUGGAAUAAAGCAUUUGGGAAAUUUGAUGAAAGGAGGGAGUCAUUUCUUACGAGAUUUGAAACGAUGCAUAUAUGACUUUGAUACUUCAACUGAGUUUGAGGAGGCUUGGAUAAGGUUGAUUACAGAAUACAAUGUUCAAGAACAUACUUGGAUUACUUCACUGUAUGCUAUAAAGGAGAAAUGGGCAUCAUGUUAUCUCAAGGAUUGUUUAACCCAUGGAAUGCGUAGCACUCAAUUAAGUGAAAGUUUAAAUUCUGACUUCAAGGCAUGUAUGAGACCUGGUGUUGACAUCAAGCAAUUCUUUGAACACUUUGAACGGGUGGUUGAAGACAAACGUUAUAACGAGCUCAAGUGUGAGUAUGACUCUCGUCACAAACUAGCCAUGUUGCGAUAUGAGAUAUCACCAAUACUAAUACAAAUGGCUAAGGUUUACACAAAUGUAGUGUAUAAUUUAUUUCAACAAGAGUUUGCUCAAUUCUUAGCUUGUUGCAUAUCGCAAAGGAUUGAAACUCCUCAUUUGAUUGAAUAUGUAAUUACUAAAGUCAAUCAACAAAGAUCAUGGACAGUUACAUUUGAUCGUUCCUCAACUACUAUCAAUUGCUCUUGUAAAAAAUUUGAAACAUUUGGUAUACUUUGUUGUCAUGCUUUGAAAGUGUUUGAAGCCAAUGAUGUAAAGGUUAUUCCUGACAAAUACAUACUAAAGAGAUGGACAACACAAGGACGCUGUGGUAUUAUUCACAAUGUAAAAGGAAUACCAGUGGAAGGAGAUCCUAAACUGAGUACUACACGCAGAUACCGACACCUAGCAUGUAAAAUGAUUAGGUUGGCCUCUGAGGUUUCUAGUUUAGAAGAAUAUUGUCAAUUAGUGAAUGAAAGUAUUAAUACUUUAAUCAUUCAAAUCACAAAGUUUCGCUUACAACCACAAGAUAAUGACAACAAUAACAAUGAUGGUGUUGAUAAGGUCAAUAUUCAUAGUAUACAACCUAAGGGAUUCAAGCAUAGACCUACUACCAAGAGGAAAGGGUGUAAAAGAUUCAAAAGUUGGGUUGAGCUACAAGCAAAAAAGAAGAACAAAAGUCCAACUUUAGGUCAAUCAGCAUCUCAGGAAUAUCAACCAAUGUUAGGUUCAUCAUUUCAAGUACAUUGUUCAGCACCUCCAUAUUAUGAUCCCCCUGAAACUUUCAUCCAGCAAUUAAGUUUCACAGAUUUGUUGAAGGAACAACUUGAUGAUACCAAUACUUCAAUCCUUGAUCAAAUUUGA
Abrus precatorius (Indian licorice) is the source of this 1623-nucleotide messenger RNA. Its product is annotated as protein FAR1-RELATED SEQUENCE 5-like. The transcript has 3 exons. Gene Ontology annotation, molecular function: zinc ion binding. The record is from RefSeq and is a predicted model, not a curated record. Gene Ontology annotation, biological process: regulation of DNA-templated transcription. Bases 1 to 1623 code for a protein of 540 amino acids. NCBI's taxonomy places the organism in Eukaryota, Viridiplantae, Streptophyta, Magnoliopsida, Fabales, Fabaceae.